Clupea harengus (Atlantic herring) is the source of this 1547-nucleotide messenger RNA. RefSeq names its product hatching enzyme 1.2-like. Bases 719 to 1453 code for a protein of 244 amino acids. Lineage: Eukaryota; Metazoa; Chordata; Actinopteri; Clupeiformes; Clupeidae. Gene Ontology annotation, biological process: proteolysis. The transcript is spliced from 7 exons. Gene Ontology annotation, molecular function: zinc ion binding; metalloendopeptidase activity. The record is from RefSeq and is a predicted model, not a curated record.
CUAAUUAUUCUUUAUAGGCUGCCCUUGCAGGUCUUCAAACAACACCUUUCAGUUAAGGCUAUGCUUCAAGAUGUCACUACUAUCAGAGGCUAACGCCAUCUUAGAAGGUGAUCAAAACAAAUAAACUCACCAUCAUGUCUUUGUUCAGUUGUUGAAUUUCUGGGAGAGGUGGUGGUGUCCUCCCAUAAGAGCUUCCAUUAGACACCUGACCCUGACAGCCGGCCUAAAUCCCCCUGCAGACACACCUGCGGAGGGCUGUAUAAAAGCUCAGGUGAGAUGGGUCUCACACACCGAGCCCCAGUGAAGGAGCCGUCCACAGCAUCUCCACACACUAAAGCAACAUGGACCUCAGAGCCUCCAUCUCCCUUCUUGUGCUGCUGCUUGGCCUGUCCAUGGCUCUGCCUGUCAUGGUAAGAAUGCCUGAGAUAUUCAGAACUCUAUCUUUAAAUACUAAUCGUUUGUUUGUACCGUUUCAUCUUCACCUUUUUUAUUUGAUCUGUCUCUAGGAGGACGGUGAUGAAAAUGAGAUUGUCUUUGAGGAGCCUGAGGAGGACGGUGAUGAAAAUGAGAUUCUCAUAGAGGAGUCUGACAGUGUGGACAUAACUACACAGAUUCUGGCAACCAAUAAUGGUCUGUUUCUCAUUAUUCAAACUAUUUAACUGCUUCAUUUAAAUGAUCGUUGGCAUACAUUUACAGUGUCACUAGAAUAACUUCAAAAAUGACAUUUCAUCUUUCAGCUUCCAGUGAGCUUUUAAUGGAAGGAGAUCUUGUUGUGCCAAGAACCAGGAAUGCUCUGGCUUGCUGGAACAACAACUGCUUAUGGAAGAAGUCUUCUAAUGGGAAAGUUGAGGUCCCCUACACAGUCAACUCUCAGUUUUGUAAGUAUUUGUUGUAUUUUUUAAUAUCAUCCGCUGCUAAGAGGAAAGUUCAAAAUGCCAUGGCAACCUUCAACAGAAAAACCUGUGUUCAGUUUGUUGCUCGCUCGACUCAGAGGGACUACAUCAGCAUUGAGAACAGAGAUGGUGUAACUGUUGCUGUCAUUGUUCCGCCCAUCUUUCUCAGGUGCUUCUCCAGCCUUGGGAGGACAGGAGGCAAACAGGUGGUCUCCCUCCAAAAGAACGGUUGUGUUUACCACGGCAUCAUCCAGCAUGAACUCAACCAUGCUCUGGGCUUCUACCAUGAGCAAACCAGGAGUGACAGAGACCAGUAUGUGAAAAUCAACUGGAAUUACAUCAACCCACGAAUGACUCACAACUUCAAGAAACAACGCACCAACAACCUGAACACUCCAUAUGACUACUCUUCUGUGAUGCAUUAUGGGAGAACUGCUUUCACAGUCCAGAAUGGAAGGGAGACAAUCACUCCAAUUCCAAACCGACGUGUGAAAAUUGGACAGAGACAGGGACUGUCCACCACUGACAUCCUGAGGAUCAACAAACUCUAUGGAUGCUAACCAAACCCAAACUGAUGCUGUCCCAGUCUGGAACCACCACAUCACGUCUUGAUCACAGAACACAAUGUGACAGAUGAAUAUGUACUGUAGAUGU